This is a messenger RNA of Aureobasidium pullulans EXF-150, 1423 nucleotides long. RefSeq lists its product as uncharacterized. The record is from RefSeq and is a predicted model, not a curated record. Lineage: Eukaryota; Fungi; Ascomycota; Dothideomycetes; Dothideales; Saccotheciaceae. The transcript is spliced from 2 exons. The coding region runs from base 104 to 1225 and encodes 373 amino acids.
GGAAGUAACAGAUGAAUGUCAAGAUGUUUAGAGAACCCUACUCCCAUCUUCUUGAACAUCACACAAUCAGUUUUCUGAACUAGUAACAUCGCACUUUACUGCGAUGGCAGAUAACGUCGACCCUCCUUCGGACGAUGGGCCCAGUCAGGGUACCGUAGGUCGUCUGCGCAACAUGUCCGUCAGCGCUGCUUCCAAGGUCAUCAAUCUGAAUCCCCAGCUGGGCAUGUGGAAAGCAACAGGCACAGCAAUUGCCCAUGCGCCAAACCUCAAGGACUUGAGGUCUCCGGUCGUUGGUGGAGAAAACAUUGUGUUCGACGAGAAUGGUCACAGUGCUCGGGUAGCCCACGCCGAUGAUCUGAAGCAAGGCUUCCUUGUCAGGACCAAGACUCAGCAGGAACGAAAGGACACCAAGUCAUCUAUAUCGCCCUCGGAAUCUAGCCAGUCGAAUGAGAAGAAUGCACUGCCUGAGGUGGUCAAAACACAAAGCUCUACAUAUCAGCCGCCUGUUCAAGAAGUAGAGCAUGUCAAAGUGCCCUGGACCACGGCUGCGAAGCAUGGUCUGACUGCAGCUCGAAAAUUCAUUCUCACGCCCACUGGCUUCCUGAUCACGGUCUACGGUCUCAAUGUCGUGGCUUGGGGUGCCAUGUUGUUCUUCUUGAUCCUCAAAGCAGCACCUGCUAUGAACCAUCCGGAUAAUGGAGAUGCGGACUCCUCCCCUCGCAAAAUCUGGCUCGAGAUCGACUCGCAAAUUCUCAAUGCUCUCUUCUGCUUGACGGCAUUUGGUCUGGCUCCAUGGCGAUUCAGAGACCUGUGGUGGUGUGCGUGCUGGCGAGCUGGAUGGGGGCCUGAGAACGGUCAUGCUGCUCUCAAGAAAUUGGCAAAACGAAACGACGACUGGUUCCGCAUGGGAGCUCGGCAUGGUGAAGAACAUCUUGAAGACGAGCGACUCACCUUUACCGGCAAGCAUGCGCCCCCGACGAGUCCUUGGAAGCUUGACUUUGUUGUUUGGCUAAUAGUGUUCAAUACCUUGUUUCAGGUCGGUAUGGCGUUCAUGAUGUGGCACUACAAUCGAAUCGACCGUCCGACAUGGGGAGCUGGCCUUUUCAUCGGAUUAGGUUGUGGUGUUAGUAUGAUCGCGGGUGUCAUGUCGUGGUGGGAAGGAAGAAAGAUCAAGAUCAUCGAAGGUCCGAAAGUGCUCGCGAAAUCUCAGGAGGACGAGAUAUGAGCGACUAGUCAGUCACAGUAUUGCGUACACACUGUCAGGCAUCUGUUCCAUCGCUCUCGCGCUAAUUUGGUAAUCGAAACAAAGUGAGGGACCUUUUUCAAAGUACCUCCCUACGACCGAGGACGUCUAUUGUCGACCGAGGCUAGGACUGUUUAAAGAGAGAGACGAAGGAUAAUUUCGUCGGAAGAAUUGUGGAUG